CUGCGUCACAGUUACCGCUCAGGUAACACAUGUGAGACAGAAGCUCCGGUGUUUCCACUAAAAACCAUUGCGAUCGCUAUUCUUGUUGGGAUGAAUCUGUCCGGACCUGUGGAUUAUCAGUUUUCAACCAAAGCAUGACCGCCCUCAUCACAGUUUUUCGCCUGUUGGUCUUGCUCCUCUCAUCCACGGGGGUAUUUCCGCAGUCCCGCAUUGACUUUGGAAGGAGGACCCAGCGAGAUAUCCUCUGCUCAGACAAUCAGUACCUGAACGGCAACAACUGCUGCUUAAACUGUCCAGCUGGUACACAUGUGAAAUCACACUGCAGCAAAUCAGGAGAGAAGGGGCAGUGUCAGGAAUGCGACUACAGGACAUACACUGCUCAUCCCAAUGAACUGAAUCAGUGUUUCCCGUGCACACCGUGUCGUCCAGAUCAGGAAAUUGUAACGCCGUGUUCGACCACUCAAGAUACUGAAUGUCAGUGCAAAGCGGGAAGAUUUUGUGAUCCUCACCAAGCUUGUGAAGUAUGCAAGAAAUGUUCAAAGUGUGAAAAGGACGAGGAGAUAGAGCGGAACUGCACCUCUACCACCAACACAGAGUGCAAGAAAAUCAAGCCCAACUCUGGCUCGGCCUCAGGAAACAAAGACGUGAUAGCUGUAGUCUUCCCGAUUCUUGGCAUAGUAGCAGUAGCAGUAGCAGUAGCAGGAGUAAUCUUGUAUAGGAGAUACAGAUCAACAGACUCUCAGAGUGAUCUGCCAGAGGAGAUUAAAGUUGUGCAGUGUUCCACUGAGGAAAGGAGGAACAGAGAAACCCGAAGGCCAAGCGCCUCUAACUGUAAACUGGUGAGAGCCAUAUCCUCUGUCGCCACGGAGGAUCAGCAUAAUGUGUAUAAAAGCCUCAACAGCUCAGCCAGUAACUCGCAGCAUAGUCUAACCGGCCUGCAAGCCGCCUUACCUGUAACCGCCGUCAGACCUGUGUUUGCCUGGACGCCCGUCAGUACGGAAGAGGAGCACAUACUCAUUCCUGUGAAUGGUGAAGAGUCUCUGAAGAAAUGCUUCGAGCUUUUUGAGGAAAUUGAGUUCGACCAACACAAGAGAUUCUUCCGUCACCUUGGGAUCAGCGACAAUGUGAUUAAAAGCAAAGAGCUUGACCACUAUGAAGACAAGAUCCAUGACCUGCUGAAUAUUUGGUUGGAGCAAGAGGGCAGAGAGGCCAGCCUGAACAAACUGCUGAAAGCAUUACUUGACUUAAAUCAAAGGCGAACCGCGGAGACGGUCAAGGAGAAAGCUAUUGCCAAUGGUCAUUAUUUCUCUGUGUGCCUAUGAGAGGUCCAAGCAUGAGAACUACUCAUGUUGUGAGGUCCUUGCUGAGAGCUUCUGCUCCAUCCAGUACUGGUUGGAGGAGCAUUGUAUAAUCCAGAGUUGUGUUUUGGCCAGUAGUUAACCUAUUCAGCCAAAAAAAAUAAAAAUAAACGGAAUCAUAAGGGAUGUAGUGUCAUGAAUUGGCAUUAGCUUGUGUGGACCUCUGCUUCUGUGAUAACAGAGGUCAUGACUAAUGAUGUGUCAUUUCCUUUAAGGUGUGAUGCCUUGUUGCCUUCUGCUGUGUAGUAGCUCCACUUCAGGUUACUACCCAUAGUGUUCUGGAGAGCAAUAUUACUUGUUCAGCCAAAAAAGUGCUUUAUGUCUUUCAAAGUCAGUAUUCUACUGACGCAGCUGCUUCUGUCUUUCUAGUAAAGGCUACACUGCAGUCCAGAAGAGAAAAUGCAGCUUCUUGUUUGUGAUAUUUGCCUUAAUUCAAAUGCUUAUUUUCACUUUAAAUACACUCCAAAUGACUACUUGACUUCAGUUGUUUUUUUGGUCUGAUAUAAAUUACUUUUUCACUCUAUAUGGAGUGUGGAUGAAGUAUUUCAUGUAUUUAUAUAAGUGCCUGCUGUCUUUCAUGCCAGACUUUUUUUUACAGAAGCCAAAAGAAGAUAUGCUGUCAUAGUUUUUGUGAGAUGUUCAUUGACAUUAUGAUCUUAUCAUUUUAUUUAUUUGAUUGUAAUGUUCUCAGGAAUUACUGCCUUUGUGGUUGCAUUGAGCAACAGAACAUGUGAAGUACAAAUGAAAUGUCUGGAGAUGAAUAUGAUUACUACAAGUACAUAUUAUGAUGGAUAGAAGUUAAAUGUAUUAAUAUUUAUUUACGAUGUUGUCUGCUUGACUGUAACUUAUACUUGUUGAUUGCCACUGUUGGUUUACUAGCUGUGAGCAGCAGAAGUGUUUGUCUCUGGUCUGUGUUGUGUUUCUAGCCUGUUAUUACGCCUGAUCACAACUAUGACAUCAAAUCCACAAGGGUUUAUAUUGGGUACCAUGAUAUGCUUCAUUAUUGCAUUAAGUGCCUUGCCCAAAAGUACUUAGGUGUUUUGGAGAAUGUAUUUUCUCUAUCCUCAAGUUGCCCUUUAUUAAGGAAUGUGUGUGCCUCAAUGAUGUGAUGGUUCUGUUUUGCACUGAUCUGUAUAGCUGGCAGAGAAUUAUUGUUUCCUUUAUAGAGGGCAAAUCACACCAUUACACCAUUGUGUGUUUGUUUUUGUCAUUGUUCUCACAUUUAGGUCAUGUGAUGUAGUUUCACUCAGACAUUUGUAUUCAGCAUCUUAAGGUUUUUGCUUUUACAGAGUAGUUACAAGUUAAUGAAAUAUCAAAUGCACAAAUUGAGCAUGUGAGCAAAAACUAAACCUUCAGAAAUAAAACAGUAUGA
Molecule: messenger RNA, 2730 nt
Organism: Paralichthys olivaceus (Japanese flounder)
Lineage: Eukaryota; Metazoa; Chordata; Actinopteri; Pleuronectiformes; Paralichthyidae
Gene: hdr
Product: hematopoietic death receptor
Biological process (GO): negative regulation of apoptotic process; motor neuron apoptotic process; necroptotic signaling pathway
Cellular component (GO): membrane raft; external side of plasma membrane; CD95 death-inducing signaling complex
Molecular function (GO): tumor necrosis factor receptor activity; protein binding
Source: RefSeq, a predicted model, not a curated record